AAGUGCAGGCGGUCUCCAUGACAGCCCCCACGGCCAUGCCCACCACAACAGCCAGAGAAGCUGAGAAGUACCAGCGUUCUGUCCCGGUGCGUUCCCCUCCACUACACCCCUGGUCAGAAAAGACAGCAAGUGCACUGGACCAUGUAAGGAUGGGACAUGGAAAUCAUACCGUCGUGACAGAAUUCAUUCUCCAGGGGCUAUCUCACAGCUGGGAACUGCAGAUGUUCCUCUCUGCUCUCCUCCUACUCUUCUAUGUGAUCAUCCUACCCGGGAACUUCCUGAUCAUUGGGAUAAUUUGGAAUGAUCCCUCAUUGGGAUCCCCCAUGUUUUUCUUCCUGGCCAACCUGGCCUUGUUGGACAUCUGCUACAGCUGCGUCACACCUCCAAAGAUGAUGGCCAACCUCUUCUCUGGCCGCACAACCAUCUCCUAUCUACAGUGCAUGCUUCAGAUAUUUUUUAUCCACUUUCUGGGUGGAGCUGAGAUGUUUUUACUUAUUGCCAUGGCUAUCGAUCGGUAUGUGGCGAUCUGCCACCCCCUGCGCUAUACUACCAUAGUGACCAAAUGUGUCUCCUGGGCUUUGGUGGUAACUUCAUGGGUUGGAGGCUUCAUGCAUUCCAUCAUUCAGGUCAUUCUCAUCAUCCAGCUCCCAUUCUGUGGUCCCAAUAUGCUGGAUAACUUCUUCUGCGACAUCACCCAGAUCAUCAAGCGAGCCUGCACCAACACUUAUAUGCUAGAGUUUGUCAUGUUUGUCAGUAGCGGCCUGGUCAGUGCUGCAUGCUUCAUCCUCCUCCUCACCUCCUAUGGAGCCCUGCUGGUCAAAGUGAGGAUGGGCUGCAGCCAAGGGAAGAGCAAGGCUUCAUCUACAUGUAUCACCCACAUCAUUAUCGUCUUCAUCAUGUUUGGCCCUGCCAUCUACAUCUACUGCCGGCCUUUCCAAGACUUUCCCUUUGAUAAGGUGGUGGCAUUUUUCCACACGGUGGUCUUUCCCUUGAUGAACCCCAUGAUCUACACCCUGAGGAACAAGGAGAUCAAAGUUGCUAUGGGGAGACUGCUGAAGAAAUAUAUAAUUGUGGAGGGAAAUUAAGAAAAAUACAGGACACAGUAAUGCUGUAAGGCCUGGUUUAUUGUUUCCUUUUCCAAUUCUAAUGUAUUCUAAUUUGAAUUUUCAUCUGCAUUUAAUUGGAUAUAUUUAUAGUUUCAGAUUUAUUAAAUGUUUAGAUGGGUGGGGUUUCAACAGCA
Messenger RNA from Hemicordylus capensis (graceful crag lizard), 1240 nucleotides. Its product is annotated as olfactory receptor 4N5-like. Lineage: Eukaryota; Metazoa; Chordata; Lepidosauria; Squamata; Cordylidae. Gene Ontology annotation, cellular component: membrane. The record is from RefSeq and is a predicted model, not a curated record. The transcript has 2 exons. Gene Ontology annotation, molecular function: G protein-coupled receptor activity; olfactory receptor activity. Gene Ontology annotation, biological process: G protein-coupled receptor signaling pathway. Bases 18 to 1085 code for a protein of 355 amino acids.